UGUAAGGGUUCCCGGUGCCUCGCCGCACGGUUGAGCCCUGGACUUCUCAACUCUCGGGCUGUGGUUGUCCUCUCCCGUAGCAUCUGUCCUCCAUACACGUGAGGCAUACGCCAUAUAUGGAGGGAUAAGACCCUUGUACAGAGUUCGCAGCUGAGAGGAGCUGCCGAUCCAAAGGCCCAGCUCAGGAGUGAUCCCGAGUCGCCUGUAGUAUCAAGAUCAAGAUCAAGAUCUUGUCUUGCGAUUGCUUCUGCGGUAUUAUACUGAACCCAGCUUCGGCCAAACCAAUGGAAAAAGUUGUUGGAAAUGCGCUAGUAUGACAGCACCUUAAGACUUGAAUCGUUCAGUCAAGAGACUAAGGAACAGCAGUUAUCCCCAGUACUGGUGGCAGAGAUGUUUGCCCUAUGGUUAGAAGUGACAUGAACUUCCAGGCACCAAAAUACUUUCUGCGCAUUGCUGGGCUAGGGGCAUUUGUUGGAGGAGUGGUGGUGUUCAAGGAAUUCACAGGUGGUGGGAAUUACAGUGGGGAUGAAAAUCUGGCUGGCAAGACAGUUAUAGUGACGGGUGCCAACACAGGGAUAGGGAAGGAGACGGCACUCAGCCUGGCCAAGCACAGAGCCAGAGUCAUCUUGGCUUGUAGGGACAUGGACAAAUGUCGAGAGGCAAGGAAAGAUAUUGCAUUGGAAAGCCUUAACAAGCAUGUCUAUUGUGAGGAAUGUGAUUUGGCCUCACAAGAGUCUAUCAGGAAAUUUGCUGACAGGAUUAAUCAAAAGGAGGCACGACUGGACUUGCUGAUUAACAAUGCUGGAGUGAUGAGGUGCAAGAAGUCAUAUACGAAGGAAGGCAUUGAACUGCAACUUGGCACAAACCACAUGGGCCACUUUCUUCUCACUCACCUUCUUCUUGAUAAACUAAAGGCGUCAGUGCCAAGUCGUGUGGUGAAUGUAUCAAGUGUUGCACAUGAGCGUGGGAAGAUCAACUUUGCAGACCUCAACAGUGCUAAAAAUUAUGAUGAAGGAGAGGCUUAUGCACAGAGCAAACUGGCCAACAUCCUAUUCACCCGGGAACUUGCUGAGAGGUUGGCUGGAUCAGGAGUAACCUGCAAUGCUGUUCAUCCUGGCUUGGUUUACACUGACAUUGGACGGCACAUGAGCAUCAACAAGAGCUGGUUGGCAAUGUUUGUGCUUCAUCCAUUCUUGUGGCUUUUCCUUAAGACUCCUCGACAAGGUGCUCAGACCAUCGUCCAUGCAGCCCUCAGCCCUGACCUGGCUGAAGUGACUGGGAAGUACUUCAGGUGUGAACUGCUGGUAGAUGUGUGUGUAGUGUUCAGCAAGGGUCAUGGUUUAGCAACAUGAAGGAAACUGCCGUGUCAGAAGCUGCUCAGGACAGAGAGGCUGCCAGAAGGUUAUGGGCAAUCAGUGACUGCUGGACUGGGCUAUCCUAAGGUUUUUAGAUUGUUGAAAUAAUUGUGGAGCAGUGGUGGCACCACAUAAUCAGUGAGAUUGUAGAUAUGUACAUUUGCUGAAACUGUAAGCACUGUUGGGGGUGUAGACUGGUUGUACAAUACUCUUAUUUCCUACU
Portunus trituberculatus (swimming crab) is the source of this 1578-nucleotide messenger RNA. RefSeq names its product retinol dehydrogenase 13-like. The record is from RefSeq and is a predicted model, not a curated record. Bases 402 to 1352 code for a protein of 316 amino acids. The transcript has 10 exons. Lineage: Eukaryota; Metazoa; Arthropoda; Malacostraca; Decapoda; Portunidae.